Molecule: messenger RNA, 3125 nt
Organism: Plectropomus leopardus (leopard coralgrouper)
Lineage: Eukaryota; Metazoa; Chordata; Actinopteri; Perciformes; Serranidae
Gene: lpcat1
Product: lysophosphatidylcholine acyltransferase 1
Cellular component (GO): endoplasmic reticulum
Molecular function (GO): 1-acylglycerophosphocholine O-acyltransferase activity; lysophosphatidic acid acyltransferase activity
Source: RefSeq, a predicted model, not a curated record
AUCAGUCUCUCCUCCAGUCAGAGGAGAGUGGGCUGAAAGCUGAGGAAACACGCUCACCUACGGCACCAAACGACGAACUUAGCACACGUUAUUUUGGACUCGACUUUUCCGUGUUGUUUUGGAGUGUAAGUUACCGUCGUCAGCAAUGAAGUCGUCGAACAGUCGCCCCUUGAGAGUAGGGAGAAACCCCUUCGUGCACGAGCUCAAAUUCACCAUGACAGAGAAAAUAAAGAUUGGACUGAUGUCAGUCACAGUGUUUCCAGUGCGUCUGCUGCUGGUGUCCUUCCUCAUGCUGCUGGCGUGGCCCUUCGCGUUCACAGCCUCCCUGGGACGCUCUGAGUUUGUCAUUGAGCCACAGUUGUGGUGGAGGAGGUUUCUAGACGUGUGUCUACGAGUGAUCAUGCGAGCCAUGUGGUUUUGCGGAGGUUUCCAUUGGAUCAAGGUGAAAGGGGAGCGGGCGGCUCCCUUAGAAGUUCCCAUCCUCACUGUUGCUCCACACUCCUCCUACUUCGACGCCAUCCCAGUCACCAUGACCAUGUGCUCCAUAGUCACCAAACUGGAGAGCAGGAGCAUCCCCGUCUGGGGCACUCUGAUCAGCUACAUCAGGCCUGUGUUUGUCUUUCGCUCGGAUCAGGACUCCAGGAGAAAAACUGUGGAGGAGAUCAAGCGGAGAGCCCGGUCUGGAGGGGAGUGGCCUCAGAUCAUGAUAUUCCCAGAGGGGACGUGCACCAACAGGUCGGGGCUGAUCGUAUUUAAAGCUGGUGCUUUCAUACCAGGACUGCCAGUGCAGCCUGUGGUGCUGCGCUACCCAAACAAACUGGAUACUGUUACAUGGACAUGGCGAGGUCCCGGGGCGUUCAAAAUCCUUUGGCUCACUCUGUGCCAACCUCAUAAUCCCAUGGAGAUAGAGUACUUGCCUAUUUACACACCAUCAGACGAGGAGAGGGAAAACCCUGCUCUGUUUGCUAACAACGUUAGAAAGCUCAUGGCAAAGGCGCUGGAGCUGCCACUCACAGACCUGUCCUUUGAAGACAGAGAGAUCAGCCUAUCACAAGGCCCGCUGCGCAUCCACAACUGCAGCAGCCUGCUUGAGUUCCACCAGCUGCUGUGCCGCUUGGGGCUGAGAGCAGGAAGGAUAGACGCAGUGCUGGAGGAGCAGGCCAGGAGAGCCAGGAAGCUGCAGGGAGAGCGGCUGGGUCUGGAAGACUUCGCCCAGUUCCUCAACCUGCCAGUCACAGACACACUCACAGAAGUCCACAGUCUCUUUGACCAGCACGGAGACAGACAGAUAGACAUCAGACACUAUGUUAUUGCUCUGUCAACCGUCCACAGGCCAUCAAAGUCAAUGGAGACCCUCAAAAUGGCCUUCAAGAUGUAUGAGAACGAGGAGAGCAGAGAGGUCCUGGAGGACGACCUCGCCGCCAUCUUGGAAAUAAUGCUGGGGGUGAAGAAGAUGGACCUUUCAGGACUGUUUUUAUCACUUGACGGACCUGACACAGGGAAGAUCACAUAUGACAAACUUCAGCGUUUCAUAGAGCAGCACCCAUACAUAGUCCAGGAUUACCUCGAUUUUGAAAACCAUCCGCGCAGCCUCUGCUGUCGCCCGCCUACAAGCUGGAACGGCCAGAACCACGACAAAGAUGACUGAAGACUGGACUGAAAUUCAAACCGCUUUAUCAACCUCUCAUUGACGUAACAGCAUGUCCAGAUGCUGCAGCUGUCCUUCCACCUCUGUGCCUUUCAGUGCAGGUAAAGAGAGCGAGGAGCAGCUGGAGAGGAGCAGGUUUUAAGAACAGUAAGCACACAUGAUGGAAUCACUUAUCUCACUUCUCCUCUGAACUUUUUUUUUUUUUUGCCUUCUUUAGUUUUUUUUUGUCUCUAUUGUGAUAUAAGAUUAUUUCUUUCUGUGCUCUGCAGAUAUAUUUAUUUAUUUUCUUAUGUAUUCAUACAGAUAUUUAAGAAAACAGUUGAUAAAAAGGAGGGGUGUUUUUCAGCCCUUUUGUUGACCUCAGGCAAAUAGACACUAGCACUCUGCCCUAACCUGCUGCUCUUCUUUUACAAAGUUAAUUUCAGGUUAAAGGAUCAGGAUGUACAUCAUGCUGCCAUGCUGUGUUAACAGUGGGAUGUUAUCACACCAAAUUAUGUAACAAAUACCGAAAUGAUCUGCCACUAAAUCCUGAGAAAACAUUCCUUUCCUAAAGCAGCUGCGUCACUGCCAGAGAGAUACAAACUCUUGCCAAAGAGGGGAGAUGACAGUUGAAAAAGAACCAAAAAAUGACUUAAUUUUGAUCUGAAUUAAAUCGUGAAACUUCAUUGUUUUUAUUUUAUUUGGUAAGGCGAUAUGAUGCCUAAUUUUUAAAAAAUGUCCAUACUGUCUAAGGAAGUCAUUUUAUAAUUGAUCCAGUUUUUCUAAGAAAAACAUUUGAGAGGAAUAUAAUUUAUUAUUCUUGGAGCAGCAAAUCCUUCCCUAAACCCUUUGUAACCUGGAGCAACUUCACUCUCCUUGUGCUGCUUUUCGACUCCUUCCACAAGAAUUUAAAUCUCUGAAACCAGAAGCGACGUCACAUUUCUUAUGCUGCUUUAAGACUUUUAAAAGUGUUUUGACCUUUGAAACAGGAGCAUAUGAGUGUGAUUUCUUUCAACAACAUUGGAAAAAAGGCAAUAAACAACUUGGUAAUAAAUGUUCCACAAACUUCAUGACAUCAGUCAAUUAUUUAUUUAUUUUUUUUAACUAUGGAAAACCCAUAGUUAUGAUUACCAGAAUUACAUAUUUAAAAUUACAUUAUAAAAUUAUUGUUAUUUUUAAGCACUUUUUCCAGGUUUCAUUGUUUUUUUUAAUAUAGCAAUUUUGAAACUAAUUUUCAGGUCAUUUUCUUGUACUCUAUUUUCUUUGAGUAGUUUCCUCUGGUUGCUCGUUGCCUUCUUCCUGUGUUUAUGAGAGUAAUCAGCCAAUUUGCUCAGGUCUCGAAGGGUUAAAACUAUGAUCCCCCAACAUGUUGAGGGGAUUUCUUUCAAGAACAAAGGAAAAAGGUGAAUGUGUAACUUGGUAACAAAUGUUUCAUAAAUGCAAUAAAUCAGUAGAUUUUGAAAAUUUAUUUUAGAAAUAGCAGUGAGGGUAAAAUGUC